Salmo salar (Atlantic salmon) is the source of this 1938-nucleotide messenger RNA. The record is from RefSeq and is a predicted model, not a curated record. NCBI's taxonomy places the organism in Eukaryota, Metazoa, Chordata, Actinopteri, Salmoniformes, Salmonidae.
AUGAGUCCAAAAUGUCACCCUAUUCCCUAUAUAGUACAGGACUUUAGAGCAGUGAAGUGGCUUAGUCGCUCUACCCUCUCCCUGUCCCCUACCGCUCUGGUCCCCUACCGCUCUGGUCCCCUGUCCCCUACCGCUCUGGUCCCCUGUACCCUACCGCUCUGGUUCCCUGUCCCCUACCGCUCUGGUCCCCUGUCCCCUACCGCUCUGGUCCCCUGUCCCCUACCGCUCUGGUCCCCUGUCCCCUACCGCUCUGGUCCCCUGUCCCCUACCGCUCUGGUCCCCUGUCCCCUACCGCUCUGGUCCCCUGUACCCUACCGCUCUGGUCCCCUGUACCCUACCGCUCUGGUCCCCUGUCCCCUACCGCUCUGGUCCCCUGUCCCCUACCGCUCUGGUCCCCUGUCCCCUACCGCUCUGGUGCCCUGUACCCUACCGCUCUGGUCCCCUGUCCCCUACCGCUCUGGUCCCCUGUCCCCUACCGCUCUGGUUCCCUGUACCCUACCGCUCUGGUCCCCUGUCCCCUACCGCUCUGGUCCCCUGUCCCCUACCGCUCUGGUCCCCUGUACCCUACCGCUCUGGUCCCCUGUACCCUACCGCUCUGGUCCCCUGUCCCCUACCGCUCUGGUCCCCUGUCCCCUACCGCUCUGGUCCCCUGUCCCCUACCGCUCUGGUCCCCUACCGCUCUGGUUCCCUGUACCCUACCGCUCUGGUCCCCUGUCCCCUACCGCUCUGGUCCCCUGUCCCCUACCGCUCUGGUCCCCUGUACCCUACCGCUCUGGUCCCCUGUACCCUGUCCCCUACCGCUCUGGUCCCCUACCGCUCUGGUUCCCUGUACCCUACCGCUCUGGUCCCCUACCGCUCUGGUCCCCUACCGCUCUGGUCCCCUGUACCCUACCGCUCUGGUCCCCUGUCCCCUACCGCUCUGGUCCCCUGUACCCUACCGCUCUGGUCCCCUACCGCUCUGGUUCCCUGUCCCCUACCGCUCUGGUUCCCUGUCCCCUACCGCUCUGGUCCCUGUCCCCUACCGCUACGCUCUGGUCCCCUGUCCCUACCGCUCUGGUCCCCUACCGCUCUGGUUCCCUGUACCCUACCGCUCUGGUCCCCUGUCCCCUACCGCUCUGGUCCCCUACCGCUCUGGUCCCUGUCCCCUACCGCUCUGGUCCCCUACCGCUCUGGUCCCCUGUCCCCUACCGCUCUGGUUCCCUGUACCCUACCGCUCUGGUCCCCUGUACCCUACCGCUCUGGUCCCCUACCGCUCUGGUCCCCUACCGCUCUGGUCCCCUGUACCCUACCGCUCUGGUUCCCUGUCCCCUACCGCUCUGGUUCCCUGUCCCCUACCGCUCUGGUUCCCUGUCCCCUACCGCUCUGGUUCCCUGUACCCUACCGCUCUGGUCCCCUGUACCCUACCGCUCUGGUCCCCUGUCCCCUACCGCUCUGGUUCCCUGUACCCUACCGCUCUCUCUCCUCCCCUGACUGUUGCUUUUUGCAUUUUAAAACACAAAUCGUGACAUGACCCAGUAACGCCCCCCCAAAAAAAAAGUAAUUCAGGGUCUUCAUGAUGGAAUUUGUUUAACAGAAAUGAAAGACCACUAUUUUCCUCCCAAAUCAAAAUCACUGCCUUGCAUUGUAGUUUGACUGUAAAUGAUCUGUGGUGACUGAGAUGGGCAGGGUUGGUCCUGUAACCUCUAUCUGGCUUUAAGGGAAAGGGGUCACCUGAGUUUUUAUUAUUUUUAUUAUUAUUUUCUUUCACUCUUUUUCAUGUGUUUUUGUUUCCUAUUUUUCUUUUGGGACGGACUAGGAUCAUCUGCUCUGUUUCCUGUUUUGUUUGUUAACCCCCCCCCCCAGUGACCCAUUAGAGUGGUGGCAGAGGGAGAGGUGUAGUCGUUCUGGUAUAGCUGUCAUGGGAGCACUUUGUGUGAUGAAUAAAGAUGUAAAAACCUG